This is a messenger RNA of Mugil cephalus (flathead mullet), 2303 nucleotides long. Its product is annotated as ethanolamine-phosphate cytidylyltransferase-like. Bases 150 to 1379 code for a protein of 409 amino acids. Lineage: Eukaryota; Metazoa; Chordata; Actinopteri; Mugiliformes; Mugilidae. The transcript has 13 exons. The record is from RefSeq and is a predicted model, not a curated record. Gene Ontology annotation, cellular component: cytoplasm. Gene Ontology annotation, molecular function: ethanolamine-phosphate cytidylyltransferase activity. Gene Ontology annotation, biological process: phosphatidylethanolamine biosynthetic process.
ACUGCUGCCUCCGCCACGCUCCGCUGAUGCUCACACAUCAACGUACACACGGUACGGGGCAAAAAGCAGUCCGGUACCCCCGUCGCUUGAAUAAAGUCGAUCUGAAGUCGUAGGUAGCAUUUUGAUAGCGGCUACUUUGCAGCCUGAAGAUGUUCAAGAACGGAAACCACCACGGGAACACAGCAGCCGGGAAAGACGCAGGGACAACCCCCGGCGCUGCAGCGCGCAGUCCCGAGAAGAAGAGGCGAAGAAUCCGGGUGUGGUGCGAUGGGUGUUAUGACAUGCUGCAUUAUGGCCAUUCCAACCAGCUACGCCAGGCCAAGGCCAUGGGAGAUUACCUCAUUGUAGGAGUACAUAGAGACAGUGAGAUUGCAAAGCACAAGGGUCCACCAGUCUUCACUCAGGGAGAAAGAUACAAGAUGGUGCAGGCCAUAAAAUGGGUAGAUGAGGUGGUGGAAGGAGCUCCUUAUGUGACCACCCUUGAGACCCUAGACAAGUACAACUGUGACUUUUGUGUACAUGGAGAUGAUAUAACACUAACUGUGGAUGGGAAAGAUACAUAUGAGGAGGUGAAGAAGUCAGGACGGUACAGGGAGUGUAAUAGAACCCAGGGAGUUUCAACCACAGACCUGGUUGGGAGGAUGCUGCUGAUGACCAAAGCACACCACAGCAACAUUAAUAGUUCAGACUAUCAGAAGCAUGCAGACAACUUUGGAAAGGGGGGUCAGCAAGGCCACAGUCCCUGGACAGGUGUGUCCCAGUUCUUACAGACUUCUCAGAAGAUCAUCCAGUUUGCUUCAGGCCAGGAACCUCAACCUGGAGACACUAUCUUCUAUGUGGCAGGAGCGUUCGACCUCUUCCAUAUUGGCCAUGUGGACUUCCUGGAAGCAGUGCAUAAGCUUGCACAAAAGUCAUACAUUAUAGUGGGGUUGCAUUUUGAUCAGGAGGUGAAUCGUUACAAAGGGAAAAACUACCCCAUCAUGAAUAUCCAUGAGAGAACGCUCAGUGUCCUUGCUUGCCGAUACGUGUCUGAAGUAGUGAUUGGUGCACCUUUUGCUGUAACAAAAGACUUGCUAGAACACUUCAAGGUGGAUCUUGUUUGCCAUGGCAGGACAGUAAAAUGCCUCGAUAAGGAUGGAUUUGACCCUUAUGCUGUGCCCAGAAGGAAAGGAAUCUUGCGUUCUGUUGACAGUGGGAACAGCCUCACUACUGAUGCCAUUGUGCAAAGGAUAAUCAAAAACAGGCUGCUAUUUGAAGCAAGGAACAAGAAGAAGGAGGCCAAAGAGAUUGCUGUGAUCCAGGCCAUGAAGCAACAAGAGGAAGAAAACACUAAAGAAACAACCAAGCCAUUAGUAGACACGAACUGUCAGCAUAACUGACUAUCAAUUCAAUCAGGUUCAAUUAACAUGAACAGUAAAAUCACCCCUUUGGAAGUGUUAUGACACCUACAAUCCUCCAGUCUUUAUAGCAGCUCGUUCUUUAAUCAGGGUGGAGUAGUCUUCUGUGUGAGUAGGUUUUUGUUUGCGUGUGUGUGUUUUGGGGUGGGGAUGUGAGGGUGAGUGUGUGUGUGGGUCAAAUAACUGAAUAUUGUGCAUAUGCAAUAUAUGUCCAUGUCAGUCGAAAACCAAACAGAUAAGAUAUAUAAUGAGUUGGAACAAGGAAGGGGCAUCUAUAUAUGUGUGUAUAUAUAUACACACACACACACACACAUAUACAGUAAAAUUUAUAUUUUAUCUCUUAUACUUACUUGGGUUUCUGAAGUGUUUAAGUUUACCAAGGAUUUUGAUUUUGUGCUUAUGCACUGUGGAGGGAUUUUUUUUUUUUACAACUACUAAUUCAGCUUCACUGUAUUUAUUAUAAACGGGGCGCAGGCUCACGGAAGAUGCUUAAAUCACUCAACAAUUUGAGUGUCAGAAGACGUUUCCCUGUUUCCCUUUUUCUGUUCUGGCUAGAAUUUAAGAGUGGUGUAGUGAAACUUCUUGGGAGACCUCAUGUACAUAUCAGAUCCUAUUCUGGACUGCACUACCUACUCCAGAAAUAUACAGAGCUCUUAUGUUGUAAAGGUAAAAUAGUUUUUUAACUCUAAAUGCACACUGUUAAGGCCCGUGUCUUUUGAGUACAGAAGUUUUAAAACUAACAACUUUUUUUUCAUGAACAAAGUAACCUCUGUCUGUAUAUCAAGUGAUUAAAUAAUGUUUUUCUAGAUGUAAGUUUUACUCAUCUCCUGUACAUUUACUACUGUACAGAGGUUUUUGUGGGCUUUGGUUCAGAAGUGAAAUUAAAGUUUUAAUGUUCACAACCCA